Messenger RNA from Vigna umbellata (rice bean), 2091 nucleotides. RefSeq lists its product as uncharacterized. Gene Ontology annotation, biological process: glucan catabolic process. Lineage: Eukaryota; Viridiplantae; Streptophyta; Magnoliopsida; Fabales; Fabaceae. The record is from RefSeq and is a predicted model, not a curated record. Gene Ontology annotation, molecular function: beta-glucosidase activity.
UUUGAUUAUUAAUUUCAUGUGACUCCUUUUUCGCAGUUUUCACAUUAUAUGUCACCAUUCACAGUUCCGGAUUAUGCUUCAUUUUCUGCAGUGACAAACAUCAUCCGAGAGCAUCCAUGAACACGACAGGUUUGUUGAGUGUAGAUCAAAUGAAGUACAAGGACCCUAACCUUUCAAUAGAUGCUCGGGUUGAGGAUCUUCUUAGCAGGAUGACUCUCGAGGAGAAAAUUGGUCAAAUGUUGCAGGUUGAGAGGAAGCAUACAUCUGCUGAUUUGGUCAACAAGUAUUUUAUUGGUAGUGUAAUGAGUGAGGGAGGGAGUAUCCCGGCUCCACAGGCAUCUGCUGAAACUUGGGUUGACAUGGUGAAUGAAUUUCAGAAGGGUGCUUUGUCAACCCGGCUUGGAAUUCCAGUGUUUUAUGGUGUUGAUGCUGUUCAUGGCCACAACACUGUUUACAAUGCAACUAUUUUUCCUCACAAUAUUGGUCUUGGAGCUACCAGGGACCCUGAACUAGUUAAGAGAAUUGGAGCUGCAACUGCCCUUGAAGUUAGAGCAACAGGAGUUCAAUAUGCAUAUGCACCUUGUAUAGCAGUUUGUAGAGAUCCAAGAUGGGGUCGGUGUUAUGAAAGCUACAGUGAAGAUACUGAACUAGUUCAAGCUAUGACCGAAAUCAUACCAGGAUUGCAAGGGGACAUCCCUCAUAAUUUACCAAAGGGUGUCCCUUUCAUCUCUGGAAAAGAAAAGGUCAUAGGCAGUGCUAAACACUAUGUGGGUGACGGUGGAACAAUCGAUGGAAUUAAUGAGCACAACACUGUUAUAGAUAGAGAUGGAUUGAUGAAAAUUCACAUGCCACCUUACUUGACCUCAAUCGAUAAAGGUGUGGCAAGCAUAAUGGUCUCUUACUCCAGUUGGAAUGGUGUAAAAAUGCAUGCUCACCAUGAUCUUAUUACUGCCUUCCUCAAGAAUACUCUCCAUUUCAAGGGCUUUGUCAUUUCAGAUUUUGAGGGUAUUGAUAGGAUCACAACUCCACAUCGUGCAAACAUCAAUUAUUCAAUCGAAGCAGGAGUUUCUGCUGGCAUUGACAUGUUCAUGUUUCCAAAGCUUUACACAGAAUUCAUAGAUGGUCUAUCCAUGUUGGUGAAAAAUGAGCGCAUUCCCAUGAGUCGAAUUGAUGAUGCGGUGAGAAGAAUUUUGUGGGUUAAGUUCAUGAUGGGUCUUUUUGAGAACCCUUAUGCUGAUUACAGUAUGACCAAAUAUUUGGGAAUCCAGGAGCACAGAAAUUUGGCUAGAGAAGCGGUGAGAAAAUCAAUGGUCCUUCUGAAAAAUGGUCAAUCUGUUGAUAAGCCUUUAUUGCCUCUUCCUAAAAAGGCACCAAAAAUACUUGUUGCUGGAAUCCAUGCAGAUAAUCUAGGAUAUCAGUGUGGUGGCUGGACUAUAGAAUGGCAAGGGGUCAGUGGGAACAAUCUUCUCAAAGGGACCACAAUUCUCAAUGCUGUGAAAAACACUGUUGAUCCUGAAACCACAGUGAUCUACAAGGAGAACCCUGAUGCAGAAUUUGUUAAAUCCAACGAAUUUUCCUAUGCCAUUGUUGUGGUAGGAGAGCCUCCUUAUGCUGAAACGCAUGGUGACAACAUGAACUUGACAAUCCCAGACCCUGGUCCUGAGAUGAUAAGAAACGUGUGUGGAGUAACAAAAUGUGUGGUUAUUGUAAUUUCUGGUCGUCCUUUGGUGAUUGAACCAUAUGUUGAUAUGAUAGAUGCACUUGUUGCUGCAUGGCUUCCUGGUAGCGAAGGCCAAGGUGUGGCUGAUGUUCUAUUUGGUGACUAUGCUUUCACAGGAAAACUUCCAAGAACAUGGUUCAAAUCUGUUGAUCAACUGCCAAUGAAUGUUGGAGAUCCUCACUAUGAUCCCCUCUUCCCAUUUGGGUUUGGCCUUUCUACCCAAACUACUGAGGCCUUGUUCUCUGAGUAGUUCUCAUUUUCAUUUGUAUGUAUACUUUUUAUCUGCAUCAUUUUCAAAUGUUGUACACAUUUUGUUUGGUUUUCUUUUCCCUUAAGCUGACAUUCCAAAUGAUCCCAGUAUUAUGUUCUAA